This is a messenger RNA of Branchiostoma floridae (Florida lancelet), 816 nucleotides long. RefSeq lists its product as uncharacterized. The transcript is spliced from 5 exons. Gene Ontology annotation, cellular component: intracellular anatomical structure. Bases 134 to 667 code for a protein of 177 amino acids. NCBI's taxonomy places the organism in Eukaryota, Metazoa, Chordata, Leptocardii, Amphioxiformes, Branchiostomatidae. The record is from RefSeq and is a predicted model, not a curated record.
GGUAGUAAAGUUCACAGAACAAAGGUCAACAAGAUGGUCGACGCAGGACCUGUUUUUGUUGCAUGGUAAAAGCAUUUCGUAGGAAACGAUCCAUACCUGACGCAUAGCCGAGAUAUUUGUGAAAUUCCGGACGAUGGCGACUACGAGUAACACGAUAAGUGAGGACGUUAAGCGGCUGAUUGCCCUAUACGAACUGACACCACAUCCUGAGUGCCGUGGAUGGUUCAGAGAGACAUACCGCUCUGAUGUACAGGUGGAGGCCACGGCGGAGGGAUUUGAUGGAAAGCGCUCCGUCCUCACGAUGAUUUACUACCUCAUGCAAGGCGGGCAGUCGGUACUCUUCCACCGAGUCAAAUCAGACGAACAUUUUGUUCACAAUCUCGGAGGAUGUAUGAAGAUCCACAUGAUUCUCCCGGAUGGCUCGUACAACUGCAGCAUUCUGGGUAAUCCUCUCCAACACCCGGAAGCGCGUCAUCAGGUUGUGGUUCCGCGUAGGGCGUGGUUCGCGCAGGAAGUGGAGGACCCGGAUGUAUACUGCCUCGCUUCCAUUCCUGUGGCUCCAGGUUUCGACUUCAAAGACUUCAGCAUGGGAAACAGAGGCGAUCUGAUCAAGGAGUACCCUCAACACCGUGACGUCAUCAUGAAAUUAACCCCGAAUGAUAAUUGAUAGAAUUUAGGCAAGCCUCUAAAUGUUUCCUAUUUCUCAUCAACCGUUAUUCAGUUGUAAACUUGUAAUUUUUUAUUCACAUUUACAGAGUAGCUUCAUUUUUUAUUUCCGUUGUGAUCUUGAAAGCAAUAAAACUUGUAGAAAUCGGU